GCAGCGCAGCGGCGCCCUCUGACGCGUCACCGGCCGAGCUUGUGUGAACAUUAGCGCGCUCCGCACUGCACCGCUGACCGCCCGCAGACCGCCCGAUCCCCGCAGGCGGAGAGCAGUGAAGAAACGCCGCCGUUCGCGUUCCGCUCGCCUGGCGGUUUGUACGGCCGUGCGAACAGUGCGCGUCCUGCCCUGUGCUGACAUGUGCGGGUGUAGCCGCUAGCGGGCGAGCCGGGGCCGAGGAGCGUCGGCCGCUUGUACCCUUCACCCGGACCGGAGCGUGCAUGUACAUCAAAGGCCGGGUUAAGGAGCCCGUCGACGGCGAGGAGGAUGCGCAAGGACGUGAGGAUAUUGUUAGUGGGAGAGCCCAAAGUGGGGAAGACGUCUCUCAUCAUGUCGCUGGUCAGCGAGGAGUUCCCCAGCGUGGUUCCCUACCGGGCUGAGGAAAUCACCAUACCUGCAGAUGUCACACCCGAACGAGUUCCCACACACAUCGUGGACUACUCGGAGGCGGAGCAGACGGAUGAGCAGUUGUUCCAGGAGAUCACCAAGGCCAACGUGAUUUGCAUUGUCUACUCUGUCAACAACAAGACGUCUAUUGAAAAGGUGACGAGCCACUGGAUCCCCCUCAUCACGGAGAACACGGACAAGGACAGCAGGGUCCCUCUAAUUCUGGUGGGGAACAAGUCCGACCUGGUGGAACACAGCAGCAUGGACACCAUACUGCCCAUCAUGAAUCGGCACAGCGAGAUAGAGACCUGCGUCGAGUGUUCAGCAAAGAACCUGAAGAACAUCUCAGAGCUGUUCUACUACGCCCAAAAGGCCGUCCUGCACCCCACGGGUCCUCUUUACUGCCCAGAGAGAAAAGACAUGAAGCCACUUUGUGUGAAAGCCCUGACUCGCAUCUUCAAAGUGUCGGACCUGGACAACGAUGGCAUCCUCAACGACCACGAGCUCAAUUUCUUCCAACGGACGUGCUUCAACGCCCCACUCGAGUCCCAGGCGUUGGAGGAUGUCAAAAAUGUGGUGAGGAAGAACAUGAGUGACGGAGUGUGUGACAACGGACUCACUCUGAAAGGCUUCCUGUUCCUCCACACGCUGUUCAUCCAGCGAGGUCGCCAUGAGACGACGUGGACGGUGCUGAGGAGGUUUGGCUACGACGACGACCUGGAGUUAAAUCAGGACUACCUCUUCCCGCCGUUGAAGCUCCCCGCAGACAGCACCACCGAGCUCAACCACAAUGCCUACCUCUUCCUCCAGAGCGUCUUUGACAAACAUGACAAGGACCGUGACUGUGCCUUGUCACCAGAGGAGACGAGGGACCUGUUUGAUGUGUUUCCCUACAUGCCCUGGGGUCCGGAUGUCUAUAAUACAGUUUGCACUAACGACCAGGGCUGGAUCACCUACCAGGGAUACCUCUCCCAGUGGACUUUAACAACGUAUCUGGAUGUCCAACGAUGCCUGGAGUAUUUGGGUUACCUCGGUUACUCAAUAAUUGCUGAGCAGGAGUCUCAAGCAUCGGGAAUUACAGUGACCAGAGCUAAGAAGAUUGACCUCCAGAAGAAGCAGACCCAGCGUAGCGUCUUCCGCUGCAACGUCUUUGGAGACGUUGGAAGCGGCAAGAGCGGCUUCCUGCAAGCGUUCCUGGGUAGAAACCUCAUGCGCCAAAAAGCGAUCAGCGAGGAACACCGAUCCUACUACGCCAUCAGCACCACCUACGUAUACGGCCAGGAGAAAUACCUGCUUCUUCACGAAGUGUUCCCUGACUUUGACUACCUGUCCGACGGCGAUCUGGCCUGUGACAUUGUCGGCCUGGUGUACGACGUCGGCAACCCCUACUCCUUCGAGUACUGCGCCAAAGUCUUCAAGCAAUACUUCAUGGACAGCAAGAUUCCGUGCAUGAUGAUCGCAGCGAAGUCGGACCAGCCGGAGGUCAAACAGGUGUACGGCUGCAGUCCUCUGGAGUUCUGUAGGAAGCACAAGAUGCCCCCUCCCCAGUCCUUCACCUGCAACACCGCGGCCGCUCCCAGCAGAGACAUCUUCACCAAACUUACCACUGUGGCCAUGUACCCCCACGCCCGGUUGCGCUGCAUGUGCACUUGCAACCGGUGCACCUUCUGCUUGUGUCAGAACUUCCUCAACUCUGAGCUGCUGCAGACAGUCAGGGCCAAACUCUACGCCGUUGUGCUCAGAAGGCAUGUGAGCCAAGCGGACCUGAAGAGCUCCACCUUCUGGCUGCGAGCGAGCGUCGGGGCCUCGGUGUGCGCCAUGCUGGGCUUUGCCAUGUACAGGCUGCUGCUCAAGUCGCGGUGAUUCUCUUUACCCCCCCCGCGGUUCAUCCGGAGCUGGUGGGACCCGUCACCACAUCUGGCUGACGUGUCAAAGCUUAGUUUACCAAACAUUUGUUUUAUUUUCCAUUUGUCUUUUUCUCUUAAUGGGGAUAAAACAGAACAGUAUUGAAUUUUGUACUGAAACUGCUAUCAAUUUCCUUGAUCUGUAUGUUUGCAAAGUAAUAUAUUUCUAUUGGAGGGGGUAAGCUGCUGAUGAGCCAUAGUGACUAACAAGAAGUUGCGUACGUGUAUCGCUGCUUUUUGGUUGCUUGCUGACUGAAGCGAACCGUUUCCGCUGUGGUAGCAAUAGUUUGCAAUAACAUUAAUGCUUUUAUUAGACUUAACUUUGUAAAUAGCACAUAUGAUAUAGUAGACUUCACAUUUGUUUGUCUCUAACAAAAACGUGUCUGAUUCCCGCUCAAAACAGUGAAUGCAGAGAAAUCAUUCACUCAACCGCCUGCUUCUGAACCCCCACAAACCUCAGACAUUCAGACUGUUUGAGGCCCAAACACUUGGAUGCACAGUUUUUUUUUUUUGUACGUGUUAGCAGGUCAGUGUUUGAUCACUGGAUGUGUGGAAGCGUCUGCUGCUGCUCUCUCUCUACCCCCCCCCCCCCCUCCCUCAGUGUAUGCUAACAUAUUUAUCAUUGACCCUUCAAAGCCACUACAUUUUGUAUUAGCAUGCUUCUGACUUUCCGAUCACAUUUCUGAGUUUUAACACUUACUGUACUAAAGGACUACCAUGCCGAGUUCUCCACAUUGCUUCCCACCUUCCAAUGAUCCAGGAAUUGUAGUAGUAGUAAUGUUUAUUGACAGGAGCUCUUAAAAUGGUUGCAGCACGGUAAAGUUGAACAGCCCUUGUGAUCUCCGUUCACCUCGACUGAUCACAGAAAAUGCAAUAACGUGGCCCAAGAUGUGGAUUUCCAUGCGAUUGGUUUAGUUUGAUGUAUUCACUCAGCCCCGCCUUUCCAAGAGUUUACAAUAAACAAAUAUCUGUAUGACA
Gasterosteus aculeatus aculeatus (three-spined stickleback) is the source of this 3329-nucleotide messenger RNA. It is a transcript of the gene rhot1b, whose product is annotated as ras homolog family member T1. Gene Ontology annotation, cellular component: mitochondrial outer membrane. Gene Ontology annotation, biological process: mitochondrion organization. Gene Ontology annotation, molecular function: GTP binding; calcium ion binding; GTPase activity. NCBI's taxonomy places the organism in Eukaryota, Metazoa, Chordata, Actinopteri, Perciformes, Gasterosteidae. The record is from RefSeq and is a predicted model, not a curated record.